Mus pahari (shrew mouse) is the source of this 942-nucleotide messenger RNA. RefSeq names its product olfactory receptor 50-like. Gene Ontology annotation, biological process: G protein-coupled receptor signaling pathway. Bases 1 to 942 code for a protein of 313 amino acids. Gene Ontology annotation, cellular component: membrane. NCBI's taxonomy places the organism in Eukaryota, Metazoa, Chordata, Mammalia, Rodentia, Muridae. Gene Ontology annotation, molecular function: olfactory receptor activity; G protein-coupled receptor activity. The transcript has a single exon. The record is from RefSeq and is a predicted model, not a curated record.
AUGAGGAGUGAUAAUGAGAGCACUGUGUCUGAGUUCAUCCUCCUGGGGCUCCCCAUUCGAGCAGAGGACCAAGGCCUGUACUCUGUCCUGUUCCUGGCCAUGUACCUGACAACUGUGCUGGGGAACCUGCUCAUCAUCCUACUCAUCAGGCUGGACUCUCACCUCCACACCCCCAUGUACUUCUUCCUCAGCCACUUGGCCUUCACAGACAUUUCUUUCUCAUCAGUCACAGCUCCAAAGAUGCUCAUGAAUAUGCUGACACACAGUCAAUCCAUCUCAUACGCUGGGUGUGUUUCCCAGGUAUACUUUUUUUCAACUUUUACUGAUCUUGACAGUUUUCUUCUGACCUCCAUGGCCUAUGACAGGUAUGUGGCCAUCUGCCACCCUCUGCACUAUAACACCAUCAUGAGUCAGAACCUCUGCGUCCUUUUAGUAGUAAUGUCCUGGGCCUUAUCCUCUGCCAAUGCCCUUGUGCACACCCUUCUCUUGGCUCGCCUAUCUCAUUUUAGAAAUAAUACCAUUCCCCACUACUUCUGUGAACCCUCUGCCUUAUUGAGCCUGUCGAGCUCAGACACCACCAUCAAUGAGAUGGUCAUCCUUCCUUUAGGUACUCUAGUCAUUACCCUGCCAUUCAUAUGCAUCCUGGUCUCUUAUGGCCGAAUUGGAGUCACCAUUCUAAGAACUCCAUCCAUCAAGGGAAUCUGCAAAGCCUUGUCCACAUGUGGUUCUCACCUCUCCGUUGUUUGUCUGUACUAUGGAGCUAUUAUUGGGCUUUACCUAGUCCCCUCAUCUAAUAACACCAAUGACAAGGAUGUCAUUGUGGCUGUGAUAUAUAGUCUGGUCACACCUAUGGUGAAUCCCUUUAUCUAUAGUCUGAGGAAUCGGGAUAUAAAAGGAGCAUUGAGAAAUAUUCUCAACAGGAGACUGUGUCCACAGUGGUAA